AUAGCCGUGGGUGAUCUGAAUGCCAGAUUCCAAUCCUACAUGUCCAAGCAUCCGACAUCUCCAUUGAAACAGCUGAAGUGUUGCAGCACUCAGACAGACACUGUGACUGGACAUACUCUCUCUCUGAGGGGGACGAGAAGGACUAGAGGGGGAAAAAGGCGAGCCACCGGAGUCUUCUGAAGCGGCCCAGCAGAUAUGCCAUGGAGAUAGAGCACAUCACAUAUAUCAGCAUCCAUGUUUUAUUUUUGUGAGCCUGUGAGAGGAGCACCUUCGUCGUCCAUGGACAUGAAUAUUAGCGACCCUGAGGGCGGUGGCAUGGACGGGGGUCUCAACGUGACCCUGACCAUACGCCUGCUGAUGCACGGCAAGGAGGUUGGUAGCAUAAUUGGAAAGAAAGGAGAAACGGUGAAAAAGAUGAGAGAAGAGAGUGGAGCGCGGAUUAAUAUAUCCGACGGCUCCAGUCCCGAGAGGAUUGUCACCAUCACAGGAGCUUCGGAGGUCAUCUUCAAAGCCUUCGCCAUGAUCGCCGAGAAGUUCGAGGAGGACAUAAAUGCCUGCAUGAUAAACAGCACAGUGACCAGCAAACCCCCGGUGACGCUGCGCCUAGUCUUCCCGGCCAGCCAGUGCGGCUCGCUGAUAGGCAAAGGGGGCUCCAAGAUUAAAGAGAUCAGAGAGACCACGGGUGCCCAGGUCCAGGUGGCAGGCGACUUGCUGCCGGACUCCACAGAGAGGGCCGUGACCGUGUCUGGGACUCCCAGCGCCAUCACCCAGUGUGUCAGGCACAUCUGCACUGUCAUGCUGGAGUCCCCGCCCAAAGGAGCGACGAUCCCGUACCGUCCCAAGCAGUCCCCUGCAGGGCCCCACGCUGUCAUGGCCCAGCCGCACGCAUCCGCCGCCUUCGCCAUGCCCGGCCAGUAUGCCAUUCCACACCAAGAUUUGACCAAGCUUCACCAGUUGGCUAUGCAGCAUAUCCCCCUUACCUCCCUUGGGCAGACCAAUCCUACCUUCCCUGGUCUGGAUGCCACCAUGCCUACGAGUUCGCACGAGCUGACCAUUCCAAAUGACUUCAUCGGCUGCAUAAUUGGCCGACAAGGAAGCAAAAUCAACGAGAUCCGCCAGAUGUCGGGCGCCCAGAUCAAGAUCGCCGGCGCGACAGAUGGCUCGCCGGUGCGGCAUGUCACCAUCACAGGCUCGCCGGCCAACAUCAGUGUGGCCCAGUACCUCAUCAACGCCAGCUUAGAGAUGGCUAAACUCAGCAUCCAGGCCGCUUCUUCCUCCGCCACCUCCACUCCCGUUGACCUGAACAUGGGCUUCCCCCAGUCCACCUCCCCCUCCUCCACCUCCCAGGCCGCUGCUGCCGCCAACUCCAUGGCUAUGCUGGCCGGGGCAGCGGCGGCCGCCAACCCCCACGCAGCCCACGCAGCCCAUGCCGCCCACGCAGCCCACGCCCACGCAGCCCACGCCGCCGCCCUUAACAUGCACUCCCCCUCCACCCUCUCCGUGCCCACCAUGCCCAGCGCCGCCCACUACGCCGUGCCCAUGUCCAGCCUGCUUGGCAUGAAAACCGUGCCCCUGCUGGCCGUGCACGCCGCCUCCUCCGCCGGCCUGGCGCCGGGCCUCGGCCCGUACACCGCCAAGAUCCCCACGGCCGCCGGCCUCAAAAAAUCCGACCGCCAGAAGUUCGCUCCCUAUUAACGGGCAAAAGUUAAAUAAGAUUAAAAAAACCACACACAAAUCACAUCAAUUUUGAAAAAAAAAUCAUGCGCUAUGGCAGUCGCUAGCUUUUCUCCCCCUCCACCACCACCCCCCAUUGUGGUUACUAUUUGUUUUGAUUUUUUUUGUUUUGUUUUUGAAACAGUCCUCUAACAGAAACGAUCUCACCAAUCUAUGCAGUAUUAUUCUUAUUAAAAGCAAUGCAAUAAGAGAGAGUGGAGGGGGCAGAUGCAUCUGGGAAGUGGGAACAGCAUGCUAGGCUUCUGUCACCAUCCUCCACACUCCUGUCCUCUGUCCUCCCGUCUCGACAUUCGUUGUCAGGUCUCCAUACUCUGUUUUCUGCUCAAAGCCCUGUGUGAUCCCAUAUGGAAAAGAUAUAUAUUCAAAAAAUGAUUCAUAUAUUCUGUAUAAAUCAUACAAUUAUUGUACACUUGUAAUAUAACAUAUAAUAUUAUACAAUUCUUAUAUGGUGCAUACUGUCAAAGUGGCUCUUUCCUCAUUUUCUUCAUAUGCAAGUACCGCAGAUCUACACGUUCCAUAUACUUGGAGUGUGUAUGAGUUCUUAUUUAUAUGCCACAUACCACAAAGGUGGCCCGUUUACUGUUUUUAUAAAACUUGUAUAGGCAUGCAAGUUUUUAAUAUAUAUCUUUUUCAUCUGGGAUAGCUCAAACACUGUAUGAUUGAUUGCACACAAAGUGUGUCUGUUUGAGCAUGUCAUGCCAUGCCAUGUCAGGGCACGCAGGUUUACUUGUGCAUGCUGGUGUGUGUGUGUUUCUUUUGCAUGCACCUGAGUUAUGUUACCUACCUAGAAUGUUCAAAAAUGCUUGCUGUUAUGAUGUGACAGCGCGCGGCUGCCAGUUUCUAACGUUUAUCAUUGUCAAAAGACAGUUGUGUUAAUGCUCAAUUUUUUUCAGCCAUAAAUAAUAUGCAUGUUAUUGUUGUAAUAUGUUUAUUUUGUUAUGUUAGUUCCCUGGUCCAUAUACUGUUUAUGUGUGUGUCUGCUUGUGUGUGUGUGUGUGUGUGUGUGUGCAUG
Molecule: messenger RNA, 2746 nt
Organism: Engraulis encrasicolus (European anchovy)
Lineage: Eukaryota; Metazoa; Chordata; Actinopteri; Clupeiformes; Engraulidae
Exons: 15
Coding region: 235-1695 (486 amino acids)
Biological process (GO): regulation of RNA metabolic process; regulation of gene expression
Cellular component (GO): nucleus; cytoplasm
Molecular function (GO): mRNA binding
Source: RefSeq, a predicted model, not a curated record